AUCUAAUAUUUCCCUUAAUAAUUCCCCGGAGCCAGAAGUGAAGAAGAUAUUUUCCCUCAUGGCUUCAACACUACUAGAGAUGACUCGAGCUGCACACGAGGAGGUAGAGCGGCUGGAGCGACUCAUAGUCAAGGACCUUCGAAAGGGGCUUCCUACCACCAGUAAAGAUCGUCUCUUUCAGGGUCACCGCUUGCGCAACAUGAUCGACACCAUCACCUCCACCACCGAGAAACUCAUAGAGACUUAUCAUGAUAAUGAUAAUGCAAUGAAGGAAGAGAUUGUGGAGCUUGGAACUAACGUGUUUGGUGGGUUUUAUGGUAGAUUGAAAGAGAUUCGUGAGUACCAUAGAAAGCAUCCGCCAGCUGCUGGGGUUGUUGAUGUUAAUGUAGAGUAUGAAGAACUGCCAGUAAUUGAGUUUACUGGAGAGGAGGCCUUUGGUCGGUGCCUAGACUUGCAUGAAUUGUACAAUCAGUACAUUAAUUUGAAACUUGGAGAUCCAAUUGAGUACUCUGCUUACCUUGAUGUUUUUCCACAGACACAGAAUAUACCUCGCAAAUUGAAGUUAACCAGGCAAUACAGGGAGUACAUGGAGAAUCUGCUGGAGUAUUUGAUAUAUUUCUUUCAGAGGACAGAACCGCUGCAAGAUCUUGAUAGAAUAUUUGCAAAGGUUGUGUCUGAGUUUGAGUUACAAGGAAACGAGAUGUAUUUUGGCAGUCAAAGUUUGAAAGACAUUGGAUUGAUGGAGGCGAAAAUGAAGAAACUUUGUGAUUUGUUGAGUCAGACAAUUGAACAAACAAAACAAAAUCUAGUGAAGAAGCAGGCUUUGACAUAUGAGGAAAUGGAACGAGACAGAGAGGAGGAAGAGAAACAAGUAGACACUGAGAGUGAUGACGAAGAGCAGCAGAUCUAUAAUCCCCUUAAACUACCAAUGGGUUGGGAUGGAAAGCCGAUACCUUUCUGGCUUUACAAGCUUCAUGGUCUUGGUAGGGAAUUCAAGUGUGAGAUAUGUGGGGACUACAGCUACUGGGGGCGUAGGGCUUUUGAAAGGCAUUUUCAAGAAUCAAGGCAUCAGAGUGGGAUGCGUAGCCUUAAUAUUCCUAACACAAAGAACUUCAAUGAAAUCACACCAAUCCAGGAAGCACAAGCACUGUGGGAACAUAUACAAGAACAGCAAGGACAGAACAAUUGGCACCAAGAUUUUGAAGAAUUUGAAGACACAGAUGGUAAUAUCUACAACAAAAGGACAUUUACUGAUCUGCAGCGUCAGGGACUUAUUUGAGGAAAUAGUUUCCAAGGAAGGGCAGACCAACAAAAAAAAUCAAGCAUGCCAACAAGUGAAAAUUGAUCCAUCAAUUGAAGCAAGGAUUCAGCACUUCGAUUAAAUUGUAGCAGCUUUU
This is a messenger RNA of Rubroshorea leprosula, 1397 nucleotides long. The record is from the annotation of a GenBank genome assembly. Lineage: Eukaryota; Viridiplantae; Streptophyta; Magnoliopsida; Malvales; Dipterocarpaceae.